Messenger RNA from Salvelinus sp. IW2-2015, 2512 nucleotides. The record is from RefSeq and is a predicted model, not a curated record. Lineage: Eukaryota; Metazoa; Chordata; Actinopteri; Salmoniformes; Salmonidae.
GUGAGCGCAACUACACAGCCCACGCUACUGUUGCGUCCAGCUUUCCUCCCCAUUCACUUAUACUCAGAGAUUUAAACGUUCAUUCUAGAGAUGGCGUCGAUGCUGUAACAAAGUGGCAUUAAGAAAAUCGAAUUAUUUCUAGCAGGAAAUGUUGCACMCAGGAAAAGUGCUUACAAUUUAUUUCUGGUAGUUUUUUGGCUGCCAACGUCAGGAUGGGAUUCCACGCAAAAUCAGAGAAUAAGAAGGCCAUGGAAUCUAUCAACUGCCUCAAAUCAAACUUUUCACAUUGUUUAGGCGGGCUGUUAAUUGUCUUUUGCAUCAUGCUGUCGGUGUGUUCUAUGGCGUUUUGUUUUUUGGUCAACUUCAAGACAUCUUACCUGGAGUACAGAGUGCAUACAUUGGAGAUGGAGAGAAUGUUCCUGAUCCAUCCCGAUGCAUCCGCGCAGGAUGAGAAUGGAACAGUACCUGGUCUCCAGGAUAUCAUUGAAAGACUUGUGCAAGAGAGACUGACCAUAGCACUGCCCAAACUUCGCACUGCCAGGGAKGUCAUUCAAGAGUGCUCCUGUCCUCCAGGGCCUCCAGGAAAACGGGGACGGCUGGGAAGACAAGGCGACCCUGGAUCUCCAGGCUCGCCUGGACGGGAUGGUUACCCGGGCCCACUUGGGAUGGAUGGGAAGCCUGGUGCUCCUGGUCCCAUGGGAAGCCAGGGACUGCUUGGGCCAAAAGGAGACAAGGGAGACCAAGGAGAUAUGGGGCCCAGGGGACUCCCUGCACUCAUGGGCUCUACAGGUGUGCUCAGUAAUCAGAUUCUCACAGUCAAGGGUGAUCAGGGUCAGGCUGGCCCUCCCGGCCCCCCGGGGCCCCCUGGCUCACCAGGUCUCAGAGGACCAUCGGGGAACACAGGGAAGGAUGGGCCCAGAGGUCACCUUGGGGAGCAGGGUCCACCUGGUCGAGAUGGAACUGAUGGAUUAGAGGGACAAAUGGGUCCUCCUGGACGACAGGGUGAGGAUGGACAGCAUGGCAUGCUUGGACCACAGGGGCCUCCAGGGCUAAAGGGGGAACAGGGRCAUGCUGGUGACCAGGGCAGGAGUGGCCUUGAUGGACUACCAGGGAUGAAGGGGGAGAAGGGGGAGACAGGAGACACAGGGCCUCAGGGGGACAUGGGCUUACCCGGAGAGAAGGCUGUUCUUGACUCCUAUGACAUCGGCCUUGGCCAUGUCUUUCAGGGCCCCCCAGGGCCACCAGGGCCACCAGGAGGACAAGGGCCAAAGGGAGAAUCAGGCUCACAUGGUGCACCUGGAGCUGAUGGGGAUAGGGGAGCCAAAGGGGAAAGAGGUGAUGAUGGGAUGCCUGGAGUGGCAGGGGAAAAGGGAGAGAGGGGUCUGACGGGCCUAACUGGGCUUGCGGGAGCUGACAGCAAAAAAGGAGAGAGAGGAGAUUCAAGGUUUGAGGACAAUCUGGCCCAGAUUAUCUCUAUCGCUGGCCCUCCAGGGCCUCCCGGACCUCCUGGGCUCCAGGGAUUCAUGGGACAUCAUGGAAUGCCUGGCCCCAAGGGGGAACCAGGUGAGAUAGUGAAAGGAGAAAAGGGGGAUGCAGGUGACAGAGGACCUCCUGGGUUAAGGGGUAUUCAGGGUCUUCCAGGUUCUACAGGAUUGGUUGGUCUCCCUGGCACCAUAGGGAGAAAGGGAGAGCAAGGAUUGCCGGGAUUAGAUGGUUUCCCCGGGCUGAUGGGAGAAAAGGGGGACAGAGGGGACAGAGGAGAUAAGGGUGACAGGGGGAUGCUGGGAAAGAAGGGACUGAAGGGACAGAAGGGCGAGGAGGGCCCCCCUGGACUGGACCAGCCCUGUCCUGUGGGUCGGGAUGGAUUGCCCAUACCAGGGUGUUCGCAUAAGUGAUGAGUUACCUGGGACAUGGGAUCUGUACAUAUCGAUAUAUAUUUUUCAACUAAAAUUCAAGUGUAGUUUUUUUGUCGUUGCCAAUUCCUAUUUAAUAUGUUGAGGUUUUCAUAUUGGAAUUUGGAUUGUGCGUCUAUCACAAUCAAUAUUUUUUACUUUUUGCAUAUGAAAAGAAAACCUUUUUUUGUUGUUGUUUAGAGAUUAGGUAGAGGAAAGAUAUAGUGCACACAAAGAAGGAGACUGGUUACAAAUGGAAAGGAGCAGCAAAUGCACUCAGCUCCAGAUGGAACAUUUUUGCUGCUUACAGUAUAUCUAAUCGGGGAACCUCAAAUAUAGUAUUAACCUGAAAUACAGUAUGAUUGACUAACAGACUCACUAGUGUUCCCACAUGGAGAUACAGCAUUGGAUUGUGCAACUCAGCCUGCACCUUGCAAAUGAAUUCUACCCCAUCACUCCUGUGAUUGUUGUUUGCUUUGAAAGAACCAACCGUCAUGGCAUGGGCCCAAUGCCAUGCGCCUAUCCCAACGUACAGAUGUAGGCUCUUAAUUUGAGCCAGUUUGCUACAGCAGGAAAAUAAUCCUGCAGCAACAGGAAAUGCGAAGUAUUAUGUGGAUUAU